AUGCAAAUAUUAAAGAUACCAUGGCUUGGACAUAGUAGUACGUGGAAUUGAAAAACCAACUCCCUUUCCCGGCUUUUCUUUUUGAUUUGUAUUUUUUUACUAACCUUAAAAUGGUUUAGCUGAAAAUAAAAAUAUAGAAUGCUACUCAGUCACGAUAAACUCCACCGGCACAAGGUUGGCAUCGGGCGGGUUGGACGGCUACAUCAAGAUAUGGGACGUGAAUACAAUCACUCGUUUUUUCAAGCUUCUGGAUGAACGCUACAACAAGUGCAAGAAAUCCUUGGAAGCAGACGUUGAAAUUUCACAGCUACCAGACAAGACACUACGCCGGCCGUUGUGUUCCAUGUCUCGACAUAAUGGGGUAGUCACCUCGCUCAAGUUUUCCCCCGAUGGAAGGUGGCUCGCGAGUGGGUCCGACGACAAGAUUGUGCUUAUAUGGGAGAAAGAUGACGACCAGCGGCCAAAGGCGUUUGGAGUAGAACAAGAAGACCUCGAGCAUUGGACAGUCCGCAAAAGAUUAGUGGCUCACGAUAACGACAUUCAGGAUAUCUGCUGGUCCCCAGAUGGCAACUUGCUCGUUACUGUUGGCUUGGACCGGUCAAUCAUCAUUUGGAACGCAACGACGUUUGAGAGAAUCAAGAGGUAUGACGUGCACCAGUCGAUGGUCAAGGGGAUAGUCUUUGACCCCGCCAACAAGUUCUUUGCUACUGCCUCUGAUGACCGAACAGUGCGGAUUUUCCGAUACCACAAGAAAUUGAACGAGUACAACAAAUAUGAGUUUCAAAUGGAGCAUGUUGUCAUUGAGCCGUUUAAGAAAUCUCCUCUCACUUCAUAUUUUAGAAGGAUGAGCUGGUCUCCCGAUGGACAGCAUAUUGCUGUUCCCAACGCCACGAAUGGGCCCGUGCCAUCAGUGGCAAUUGUGAAUCGAGGCAAUUGGGGCACCGACGUGUCCUUGAUUGGGCAUGAAGCACCAGUAGAAGUUUGCUCGUUUUCGCCGCAACUAUUCCAAACCAACGGCGGGGACGCAGAUGAAAACGAAGACGACCCCAAAUUCCAAACUGUGCUAGCUACAGGUGGCCAAGACCGCACACUUGCGGUGUGGUCUACCUACAAUUCAAAGCCGAUUGUUGUGUGUCUGGAUAUUGUGUUCAACGCCAUAACGGACAUUUGCUGGGCACCGGAUGGGGAGACACUAUAUUUCAGUUGUCUCGAUGGCUCCAUUACUUGCGUGCGUUUCGACAAGGGCGAGUUGGGCGAGGUGGUGGCUUCUCGUGGGUUGAUAGACAAGCAGCUCAAUAAAUACGGCACUGAUCGCGAAGCUGCCAUUUUACCAGAGAGCGUGGAGCAGUUGCAGUUGGAAGAGAAAGCUAGUAAAGUAAGUCUUGCAAAUAACAGCGUCAACAUUAACAACAACCAAACCGCCACGCCCACACCCACGCCCAUCUUUGCAUCUCCAAAGAAAUCAAUUGAGACCAAGUCCGUCGAAAAUGGAGCAAUCACAUCGACUCCAAAUCAAGCUUUGGUACCUGCAAGGACAAUUGAUACUGCCAAGCUAAGAAAACAAACAAUAUCGAUUACCAAGUCUGGUAAGAAAAGAGUUGCACCGUUGCUUGUUUCAUCGUCGUCACCGUCAUCAUCAUCGUUAAAGACUGCAGCAGCCCAGUUGAAGCCAAACGACCAAGGCAGUGCUCUAAAGAAGCACAAGCUAGAAUCUAAAUCGAAUGCUGAUUUCAACUCUAAAGUUUCUCAGCCAAACUACAUUUUGCCACGACUAGGACUACAAACAACGGUAUAUGGCAUUAAAAAGCGCGACUCAAGCAUAGCUCCAGCUCCAGCUGAAGAUGAGGAAGUCAAGGAUUUUGAUGACAUGGGAGGUGUCGCGAUACAGGAUGAAUCAUCAUCUCCGACAGCACAACUUUCCGAGUCCGCCCUUCGAAGACUCAAGAAUAGAGAGAAACGAAGGUGGUUGGAAACAAAAUAUCCUAGCACAUUUAUUGACAUUUCCUUGGAUUUACCAGAAAGCCUUUUCAGCAACAAUGCCCUUCAAAAUAAGGAAAUCAGCAAAAUCUACAAGGCGUACGCGAGUAAUAACAAGGACAUUGUUGGCGAGAUCUCCAACAAUUCAGCAAUUGAGUUUGACGAGGACUCGAUGUUUUACGUUAUUCUUCGGAAAACAAUCCACAAACAAAGGGCGAAUCCGGCAAUUGGAGUUGAACAAGUUGACGAGAUCACCACUACAAUAGAAGUGAGAAAUGGCAAACCUUGGCAUGAAGAUGACCCAAGGCAGGAAGAUCGUGAUUUCGACGAUGCUACAAAGGUGAUUGUUUACAACAAUGACCCAAGUGAUCAGCAGCAGCAGCAGCAGCAGCAUCAGCGUCGUUUAUUCACCCUCUAUUUCCCCUUUAGGAUCCAACUGAUUCUUCCGAUAUUAGAGGAGGGUCUCGGUGGUGAUGGAGGUGACGAUUUAAAAUAUUACGUUCUAUGUUCAUUCAAUGGAAGUGUGCAAGUUGUCUCGGCCAAAACGGGGAGAUAUAUUUUACCAACAAUCGAGCUUCGCGAGAAUGUGGUAUCGAUGAGCUACAGGAAUGGCCAUUUGUUGGUGUUGACUGGGUCUGGAGUAUUCUAUGGAUGGAACUUGAACACCAUGAAAUGUUAUAUGAAGAGGAUAUCAAUCGCCGCAGUAUUAAACAUGACUCAACUAGAUGACAGUGUCAAGAAUGGUGUAACUACACCUGGAGUUAAAUGCAUUGACCUCAAUUCCCAGGACGGGUCUCCUUACGUCUUGACCGACGCCAGCAAUGAUGUUUAUGGGUACUGUCUAGAUGUAAAGUGCUGGACAAAAGUGAUUGACUCUUGGUACUACAAUGUCCAUGAAGAUUUCUCAAUUGAAAACAAUCCCGGAUUGCAGCGAGUAUUGCACAGGCUGAAAUUGAAUCACAAGAAUGACAAGAUAAUCGGCAGUCUUAACACGUACAAAUUCACCACUGCCAAGAGUAAAGUGUUGAAAAAUGUUAUGACUACAAGAAGUAAAGAAUCAUUAAACAUGAUACAGACACACGUACAAACAAAAAAAAUAGACUAA
Messenger RNA from Lodderomyces beijingensis, 3082 nucleotides. NCBI's taxonomy places the organism in Eukaryota, Fungi, Ascomycota, Pichiomycetes, Serinales, Debaryomycetaceae. The record is from the annotation of a GenBank genome assembly.